AGGUUUAAAUUUAAGAACAGAGAAAAGAUAUAAAAAAACAGAGAGAGAAAAAAUGAUAAGACUGAGGUUUCAACCAAGCACCGUCGGUGUUUUAUCGGCGUCAGUCAACCGCGCCUGGUUAACCAGACGUUACGGUACGAAUGAACCGGGAUCGACUCGUGGGUUUGGAACGUCGGCGAUGGCGGCGAGUCCUUUGGAAAUCUGCGUCAAAGCUUCCGUCACUACACCCAACAAGCUUGGUGACUGCCCUUUUUGCCAAAGGGUGUUGCUGACUAUGGAGGAGAAGCAUGUACCUUAUGACAUGAAAUUGGUGGAUUUGAUUAACAAGCCAGAGUGGUUCUUGAAAAUUAGUCCAGAAGGUAAAGUCCCUCUGGUAAAGUUUAAUGAGAAAUGGGUUCUGGAUUCGAAUGUUAUAACACAAUCUUUGGAAGAGAAGUACCCUGAGCCUCCUCUAACAACCCCACCAGAAAAGGCUUCAGUUGGGUCGAAGAUCUUCUCCACAUUUAUCGGCUUUCUCAAGAGCAAAGAUCAAGGAGAUGGCACUGAGCAAGCUUUAUUGAAUGAGCUUAGUACAUUCAACGAUUAUCUCAAAGAAAAUGGACCUUUCAUAAAUGGGGAGAAGAUUUCAGCAGUGGAUUUGUCCUUAGGACCAAAGUUACACCACAUGAAGAUCGCAUUGGGGCAUUACAAGGAUUGGUCUGUUCCAGAUUCACUUUCUUUCCUUAAAUCCUACAUGGAGAUGAUUUACAGAAUGUUUUCUCGAGGGAAUCAUUCUCGAAAACACAAGCUCAAGCAGAGGAUGUAAUUGCUGGUUGGAGACCGAAGGUGAUGGCCUGAUGGGUUGGAAAGUAAGAGAUGUAGAUGGUGGCCUCUUCUACUAAAUGUAAAAACAAGUAAUAAAUAAAACCUUCUUCAAAUGUUACCAAUAAAUUAAUAUCUCUGCUAACUAUUACUGUGAGCAAAACUAUUUACCGCCAGCACACUAGACCAGAAGAAAAGCAACAAUUACAGUGAACAGUGAAAAAUUUAUUGUUAUAUGCAAAUGAAGAUUACCGUCGCCAUCUGCUAAAUAUUACCAACGCAUGUUAAGCUCUAAUCUCUAAGGUUUUCUCUGAGAAUUCCCUUCUGGAAUUAUGUACUGUACUACUAGUUUGGUACGUCUGGAUUUUUCUAUAAACAACUUUUCUGGAGCUUUACCAUCCAACAUGGCCUCCUUGGGUUUACUUCUUACAACUCUUGACCUCUCUAUCUUACAAUCAAUUCUCAGGUGAAAUCCCAGCUUGUUUAUCAAAUAUUAACUUCCUGAACAUUCUUAGGCUUCAUCAUAACCAGUUUAUUGGCAACACCAGUCCAGAGGACAAACCAUCCAAUCAGGCAUAGAGUUUAAAAGAGUACAUUUUGUUUUAGUUUUUUCAUAGUUUGUUAGUGUUUAUAUGUAAAUAUAGUUUAUAAUUCUUUUGUGACAAAAAGAGUUUAUAAUUGUUUUAAUAGUAUAACAUUUGUAAGAAUCUUUAUCUUUGUUUAUAGAACUUUUACCAAUAAAUAUAUUGAAUAAGUGUAUUGCUAAAUAUAAUAAUUUAAAAAUGUGAAAAUUGUUGCAAACAAAUUAUUUAUUAAAAUUAUAUUGAGUACAUAGAAAUAUUUAGAUAAUUAAAACUGAUUAAUAUUACUAUAUAAUUAAUUUGAUAAUUAUGUUUACCAAUCACUAAUAAAAUUUAGUUAUUUUAAAAGUUUUAAUGUGAUUUAAAUUUUUUUAUAUAUACUAUGAUAUUAGAUGAAACAUACAAAAACAUGUUGAUAUUAGAUGAAUAAUUUCUUGUUUGAAACAUACGCUGUACAUACCUAAUUUGGGAGAGUCGGAUUGUGGCUUACAACUAAUAAUUUAAUAUAUGGGCCCUUAAUGUACAUAUGCAGCAAUAUUAAUAAACGAUCAUAUAUUUGAGAAAAGCAUGAUUUGUAACAUGCUUUGAUCUCAAUUCAACAUGACUUUAAUUAUCCCAUACACAAUAAUAUAGUUGUAGUAUUAUGUUAAAAGUUUUUGGGUAAUAUGCUAACCAGUAUUACGUUAAAUUUGUUAUUACCUUUUUUGGUGAUAAGUAUCUAAAUCGGCUAAUUGUUCUCGGAUAGCACCCGCCCCAGUAUAAAUUUCUCGAUUUUGAAAUAACUGAUAACAGAACACAGAUCAAUUAAGAUUUGCAGUAUCAAAAGAUGUGGUUAUUUUGUUUUCUUUUUAUACAAUAAUACAAGUAGAGACACCUAAUUUUACUGUUAUGUGCAACAUAAGUCUUUUAGGUCUCGUAAAGUAAUUGAAAAUUCUCUAAUAAUUUACAGCUCAGAGUCUGUUAAUAUCAUGAUCCGUCAAUUGCUGUUUCUUUUUCUUAUAGUUAACUAGUGGUAUUCCGGCGCUACGCGCCGGGUUCAUAUGUUUUUUCUGAAAUGAAUUUACAAUUUACUUUAUGGUUUUAGUAAAGAAAAUAUGUUCAAAAAUAUGAAUAUGAAAAUAUGUUGAAAGUGAAUGAUAUCCAUUUGAUAGUGGUUAGCGACCGUAAUGUAUUAUUUGUUUUGAAGUUGAUUAGUUCAAAGAGGAAUAUCAUAAGUGGUUGUGACUUAUCGAUUUGAUAAAAAUAGAAUAAAAAACCGAUAGUCCUAACAAAGUUAAUUUAAUUGGAAUUUGAACAUAAAGUAAAAUUGAUGUUUUAUUUACAGAACAUACUUGUACUCUUUAGUACCAUGUUGACAGUAUAUGGAAGAAACAUUUGAAGUUCUAUUUUAGUGACUAAUUUGAAUUAAAACGUGUGUAAUAAGCAUAGGUGCUACCAGCGGGAAAGAAAUGUUGUCAAAAUGUUGAUGUUUAUAUUUUUGUACGCCGUUUGAUUUGAGCGGCCUUGACUAAAACUGUUGAUGAUUUCGUAAUAUUAUAGAUGUUGCCCCUCGAAUAUUGGCUAGCACAUGCGAUGAUAUUUUCUUUGAUUUUAAGAAGUUUUUUUAAUGAUUGAUAGUUGAUGAUUUGAAUUCAUUUUUUGAAUUUUAAUGAAGAUAGCGAUAUUGAAUUGGUAUUACCACUUUACCAGUGACUAAUUAUGCUAAAACAUUAUAAGUAAAUUCUGAAUUGCUAAAUUUUAUUAUUUGUUAAGGUGGACCCAUUAAGUCUAAAAAUGAUAUUUUUCCAACUCAACUCAUUAGGGUAGACUGUGUAAAGUCUUAAACAUUCUUAAAAUUUUUCUUAAAAAAUUCAUUUAUACAUUGAGACAGAAAGAAGGUAAAUAAUGUUAAUUCUAAAAAUUAUUGUGUAACUCUUAUGAAGAUUGCAUCAUGCUGUAAUUUUCCUUACUUGUAAUUAAUGUAAUUUUGCUAAGUUAGAAAUUUAUCUGAUAUAUUAGUUAAGGGAAUCUUUUAUAAUAAUUCUGAAAUGACAAAGACGUAAAUUAUCAAUCAAAUUAUUAAAUUAUAUUAUUUUAUUCAGCUGAUUAGACCAUUAUAAUAACACAAAAUUAAUUUUUAUUUCUUAGUACUAUAUAAAUAAAUUGAUUACAUAUUCAUAUAUAAUCAUAUAGACAUAUUAUAAUGUUACAUUUCCUUAAUGCGUUGGAAUUUUACACAUAAGUCUUAGAAUCAAUACUCAAAUUUUCUUAGUAAUUAAAAUUAAUCUAUACACUUCAAUUUAACUGGGAGGGAGACAUAGCCAACACCAAUAUACAUCACAUUCCCCCCUGAUUGUAUAAUUCCUAAUACUUCCUAGAACUUGUACUCAGACCGGGGCGACUUGGUAGGAUGACUCCACCUUUCACGGCCAUCUCCUUUGUAUUCGCCACCUUUCAGGAGUAGUAGCGUCAAGAAUUUGCAUGGACAAAGCCAUCUCAGGCGAUUAGUCAUGUAUGCUAAGUGCUAACCAGCUGAUAUACUAUUUUAUAUUGAAAAAUGUGAAUAAUAUUGGAACAAAUUACUUCUUUUUGUAUGUGUGUGUCCUGUAACCAAUAGCUUUCAGAAUUUGGAGUUUGUAUCAUAAGAAAUGAAGUGAAGAUAAUAGAAGAUCCAUGAGACCAUCCCAGACAUUUGGGAUGAAUUGAUCACCAAGUUAAGUGUCUGACACUGUGUGUUAAACCAGCAAGUGAUGGUUGCUCCACUGGUGUUGCAUGAUUAUGGUUAAACUCUUAUUCAAAUGUAUAUUUCUCUUAUUUUUGUUUCUUUAAACCUUGAGGCCUCUCAUGUAGUUCACUACGUUUGGGUUACCUAAAUAGUUAGUAAACUAAACUAACAUUGGUGCACUUGGAUUUUACAUUUAAUUCCCACAUAACUUUUAGAUCCAUUUGUAAGGCUCAUUAAGACUGUCCAAUUGACAAGCAGCCACAAAGUUUUGUAACCAACAAAAAUCGUGUGUUACAUAAAAUGCUCAGGCAAUCCCUAAAGCCUUAGAACAUCAAAGUCGCACUAACUCAAAAACUUAAUCGGCAUCUACGUCUAUAGUAUCUGAAGACUAAUUUGAGUUUUUAAGCGUUUCUCCUGCUCUCUGUAAACGUAGAGGAACUCAGCGGGUGCUCAUAAACUCACCAGGUUAAACACCAGAAAGAAAAAAACAGGUCGAGAAGGUAGCCUUGAUUUACAUCAUUUCCAUUCAACAGUACUGGAAUCAGUUCUCAUCUCUUUAGUUCACCUUAUACUUUCCAGUUUGACAUUAGGAAACUACAGACUCACAAAUCCAAAUGCACAGCUGAAACAUUUAAUCACACUGUCAACUCUCUUAAGAGAUUGUCUACUAAGGAUUCCCAAAAAAUCUUUCUGCAAAAGUUGUGGAGUACCCUGCUACAUAUGUAAGAGGUGAAGGUAUGGUUUCAGUUUCUGUAUCAUAAAUAUAAAAAAAACUUGAUGAAUUGUAUGCAUCCAUCUCUUGCAAAUGAGAAGAAUUUUGAGUCAAAAAGCUUUGUCUUCCAAGAUAAUUUGAAAACCAUUUCUCUUCUCUCUCAUCAAACGCAGAGCCAGACCAUUCCGCAUCGACACACCUUUUGCCACAGAACUCGGUUUAGACAAUAGAAUCUUUAACAGACUCAUACCAGGAGCUAUUACCACUGCAAAAUGAAAGAAUCAAGACAACAAUUCAAGUCUCGUCUCGGACAAAAGUUUAUGUUAUUACUAACAGAAUAUAUUUAUACCCAAAUAUAAGUCUUUUGGCUCCCAAAUCCCAAUCUUUCAAGAUGGAGUGGUAAGAGAAAGAGAAAUUAGGAAGAUGGUUGAGUGUAUGAGUUUAGUCCACGUAAACAAUAUUUGUAAAACACACAGAAACAAACCAUUAUUUUUGUCUGACUGUGGUUGUAUGAUUAAGGAGGACGUCGAUGGACUGGUGCCGGGAAAUAAACCGUAAAUGUAGAUCCACCGUACUGCUCUGUUUUCUGUCUCUUUAACACAACCUCGAUAGAUGUUGCCUCUGUUCUGGUCUUCUCCUCCGUUUUCCAAUCUCUUCCUCCACCUUCAGUUUUUGUCGUCGCGGGAACUUGUCUGAAUCUAGCAUGUCCAGUUUUAGAUCUACCGAGAAGAGAUAUAACCUUGACAACGUCAGUGACCGCCGUUAUCUAAGAGGCUGAGCUUUAUAUAGAAGACCUUCCACCGGUUAGAUAUGAAGAGGUUGAGCUGGAAUUAAUGCUACGGAGUGGGGCGAGUGAGAUGAAACAUGUUAAUGGUC
Molecule: messenger RNA, 5674 nt
Organism: Brassica rapa (field mustard)
Lineage: Eukaryota; Viridiplantae; Streptophyta; Magnoliopsida; Brassicales; Brassicaceae
Product: glutathione S-transferase DHAR3, chloroplastic
Biological process (GO): protein glutathionylation; ascorbate glutathione cycle; cellular oxidant detoxification
Molecular function (GO): glutathione dehydrogenase (ascorbate) activity
Source: RefSeq, a predicted model, not a curated record